AUGUACGUAUUGAUUUCAUUCAUAUUGUUGUCUACCAAUAUCCUACUGGCAAAUGGUGCCAUACCAGGCACACCGCCAGAUCCUCUUCCAUCGUAUCUCUAUCAAGUUUUAACAGACGCGCCACCAUCGCCUCUUCCUGAUGUUCUUCCUAUGUCUGAUCGUGAUGCAGCAGAUGGUUUUGUCCAUCUCAUUCGUGCAAUUAACAUGCUUCCACUUGUAAUGAAAAAUUAUAACUAUACAGUUCAAAUAUGGGCUCUCCGAUUAGAUUUCUACUGGAUGAGAAAAAAUGGAUAUGAGGUGAAAUGGGAAUGGUCGCGAAGUAAUACAACGGUCUAUCCUCAUUUAUAUGCAAACAUCACCAAGAAAAUGGUCCUAGAUCAAAAAACAUGGACGCGAAAACCAGGUGAAUUGUGGAAUGCAACAACUAUCGUUGAUGAUCCAUGGUUAACAGAUAGUAGUGUUCGUUUAGGAGGACAAAUGACAUGGAUUGUUCCGUUAGUUUUCAUAUGUUUUUACUCAUUUGUUCAUUUCUAA
This is a messenger RNA of Adineta ricciae, 534 nucleotides long. The record is from the annotation of a GenBank genome assembly. Lineage: Eukaryota; Metazoa; Rotifera; Eurotatoria; Adinetida; Adinetidae.